CAUUACGAUGAGUUUCUCAUAAUGCCGACCGCGAAGGAUCAUCGCAGACGAAACGUGAUUUUUAGUAUUUUAGUAUUUUCUUUUUAAUUUGCUUUACUGUUACCCAAAGCAAAAAUAUUGGAUUACUUUUUUCCAACUAUUUAAAAUAUGACGUUGAAAACAAAGCCGCUUUUUGCGGCCGUAUUGUUUUUUUGUGUAACAGUAUCAGUUAAUGGGUCGUCAAAUAUACCAAAAAAACCUAUAGAAAAACGUGAUGCAUCUGGGUAUGGUGACGUUUACGCACAGGGCGAUUCUGGAUACACUCAAGCUGAUGCUGCAUAUACACAAGGUGUUUCAGGAUAUAAUGCGGCUAAUUAUGCUGCACAGGGUGCCGCAUAUCAUUAUUCACCCGUUGCUGCUGCACAAUACACUGCCGUCCCAGCUGUUACUCCGGUUGGAGCUUUAGUAUUACCCACGACUGGAAUUAAUCAACUAUUUUAUCAAGGAGCAGCUGCAUCUGGUUAUCAACAAGGAUACAAGUCGUACGGAAGCUACCCAUCAGCAGGAUACUCUUCAUACCCAUCGGCUGCGUUCAGUUAUGGUGCAUAUCCAGCACAACCAGUAUCAUCAAACAUUGAAGUAGCAACACCAUCUCCUUACAAAGCGGGUCCAGUAACUUUCAGUCAGCAAACUUCAUCAAAUACUGAAGAUUCAGCAUACGAUAAACCAACUUACGGUGGAAUUUCUUCUCAAUCUUAUACUAGACCAUCAUAUCCUUCAUCUCCCGGACUCAGCAGUUAUGUUGCAAGCAGUUACAAAGGUUCCAGUAGGUAUCCAUCUAAGGAUACAUCCGAAUACCCAUCUACAUCUAGUAACUACUACUCAUCUCAACUCUCUUCGUCACCCAGUAAUUCUGCAUACUUAGCUGGAGGAGACCUUUCAGCAAAUAAAUAUUCGAAUAAGCACCUUAACAGUUACUACAAACCAGCGUACGAUUCUUCCAGCUCUACUUCCUACGAAACGCCACCAUUUAAACCUUUACCAUCAUCAGCAUACAUUACACCAUCACCAUACCCUUAUAAGUUACCUUAUCAGAGUGCGUCUUCUUCGUCAUAUAAACCUCCAUACAGUAGCUCAUCUUCACCAUAUAGCAGUUCAUCACCAUACGACUCUACUCCAUAUAAAUCUCCAUACAGUAGUUCAUCACCUUAUAGCUCUUCUCCAUAUAAACCGAUAUACAGCAACCCAUCAUCUUCGCUAUAUAGUAACUCAUCACCAUACAGUAGUCCAUCGUCUUCACUAUAUAGUACCUCACCAUAUGAUUCUACACCAUAUAGCAGCUCAUCACCUUAUAGUUCUUCUCCAUAUAAAUCUUCAUACAGCAGUCAUUCAUCUUCACCUUACAAAAUUUCUGGAUCUUCGCCUUAUAGCAGCUCAGGAUAUUCAUCUUAUAAUAGCCCAAGCUCUUCACCAUACAGUAGUUCCAGUCCUUAUGAAUCUUCUUCUUCAUAUAAGCCCUCUUAUCCAUACAAAUCCUCAUAUAGCAAUUCAUAUCCAUCCGACUCCUUUAAGCCAUCUUCAUCGUACCCCUCAUACUUAAGUUCAUCACCAUACAGUAGCUCUUCACCUUAUAGUGGCUCUUCACCUUAUAGUGGCUCUUAUUAAUUCAAAAUAUUCAUACCAAACCUAUAUUUUACAACUAUGUUCCUUCCUUUAUAAACUCAUUACCUAAUCAGCGUUUAAGGCUUUGUGAACUAUAAACGCAGUAUUAGAGAAAUUAUUUCAAUUUUAAUACCAAUAUUUCAGAUCAAAUAACACUGUCGUAUAGUUGUUUUUCUUUGAAAAAGCUCUGGUACUUCAUCUGAAAUUGAUUAGUAAAGUUAACCCUCAUAUUUAAUCCAUUAUAUUGUGUUGUUAUACUAAAAUAAUGUUUGUAUAUAUAAAAAAUUGUAUAUUUAUAUUUCUUCGAGCGUUUAUUAAAUUAUUAUCAUGAUAUUUUAAAGCUCGAAUCAUAAUUGUAAUCAUAUAUUGUUAUAAUUAUUAUUCAUUUUUAACAUUAUUACAAUAUAAGUUAUUCUAAAUUAUGAUAAUUAUAUAUACUAGAAUUAUAAAUUAUAUUAGUAUAUUUGUUUGUAUAUUAUUUUCUUAUGAAAAAGUAUAAGAAAAAUAUGUAACUUUCUAAAUACUAACUGUAAAUAUCUCGUCAUACUUUUAUUGUAGUCAAAUGACAGUCAAGUUGAGUAAAACUGUAACUUAAACUAUGGCAAAAAAAAAGAAAUUUAAUCUAUUCUGCAUGUACCUUAUUGGUGUGUUGGCUAAAUAGUUACCAUAAAAAUAGAAUAAUAUAGUCGUUAUAUGGAACA
Messenger RNA from Daktulosphaira vitifoliae (grape phylloxera), 2342 nucleotides. RefSeq lists its product as uncharacterized. The record is from RefSeq and is a predicted model, not a curated record. NCBI's taxonomy places the organism in Eukaryota, Metazoa, Arthropoda, Insecta, Hemiptera, Phylloxeridae. The transcript has 2 exons. The coding region runs from base 148 to 1644 and encodes 498 amino acids.